Messenger RNA from Mobula hypostoma (lesser devil ray), 8508 nucleotides. It is a transcript of the gene dse, whose product is annotated as dermatan sulfate epimerase. The record is from RefSeq and is a predicted model, not a curated record. Bases 395 to 3250 code for a protein of 951 amino acids. The transcript is spliced from 7 exons. Gene Ontology annotation, molecular function: chondroitin-glucuronate 5-epimerase activity. Lineage: Eukaryota; Metazoa; Chordata; Chondrichthyes; Myliobatiformes; Myliobatidae.
CUCACUCCUCCUCGAAAGCUCCCGCUCUCACCAUCAGCUGGAAAAAUGUCCCGUCCUCGGGAAUGGCAGCGACCGACGACCUUUCUCCUCGCCCCGUAAGUCCCGCUCUUGGCGGCAGCGGGGACGACGCCACUUGCCAGGCAAACCUCAGCUCGCAUCCCCGCGGCGGAAAGUGAAAAAGAAAAAAAGGGAGAUGAAAUUGUACCGUGGAAAUAAAUACAGCAAACGAGAAAACGUAUGCCAGCAUCUGCUCCGUAUUAAUAACGUCUUCAGCAUGUGGAGCUACUGAAGUCUGCGUUUCACCGAGGGGGACUUUCGGUCUUCUGUGUUCGUCGCUCCCGGGGUUGCUGAAGAUGAUUCGGUUGGAAGUGGGAUUUGGGGAGCUGCUGCCACAAUGAAGACUUACACACAUGGAGUACCAGUGAUAAUUUUGAUAAAUCUCUUCUCCCUUUUGACACAUACAAUUGGUGGCAGCAUCCACUUUAUGAAUGGGAAUUACGAUGGUCACCCGAUGCUGUACUUCAGUAAAGGUGAUGUGGAAGGGCUGCGACUCAAGGCAAAAACUACUCACCGGCACAUUGCGAACAGUAUCUGGGACGCCGUGCAGGUCAUGCUAUCAAACCCAAAGGAAUACCUGCCUCCCUGGGACCCCAAACAAUUCAGCGCUCGAUGGAAUGAAAUCUAUGGCAACAACCUGGGUGUCUUGUCUAUGUUCUGUGUCUUGUUUCCGGAACGAACAGAUGCUGUGGAGUUUGCCAUGGACUACAUGGCGAGGAUGGCAUCUCAGCCUAGUUGGCUCGUCAAGGAUGCCGCAUGGGAUGAGGUUCCACUCGCUCACUCACUCGUGGGUUUUGCCACUGCUUAUGACUUUCUGUAUGACCAUCUGAACAAAACUCAGCAGGAAAGAUAUUUAGAAGUCAUCAGUGACGCCUCGCAGUACAUGUACGAGAAGUCUUUCAGUCGUGGAUGGGGAUUUCAGUAUCUACACAAUCAUCAACCCACCAACUGUGUGGCCUUGUUGACAGGAAGCCUGGUCCUCUUGAAUCAAGGUUUCCUCCAAGAAGCUUAUUUAUGGGCAAAACAGGUUAUCGUUAUUCUGGAGCGGUCACUGGUUUUGCUAAAGGACAUUAAGGACGGAUCCUUGAACGAAGGUGUGGCUUAUGGCAGUUACACCACAAGAUCUCUGUUCCAGUACAUGUUUCUGGUGAAAAGGCAUUUCAACAUCAGCCACUUCAGUCAUCCCUGGGUUAAGCAGCAUUUUGCAUUCUAUUAUAGGACCGUGCUUCCAGGUUUUCAAAGAACCGUGGGCAUAGCUGAUUCAAACUACAACUGGUUUUACGGGCCAGAGAGCCAACUGGUGUUUCUGGAUACCUACGUCAUGCGCAAUGGCAGCGGUAACUGGUUGGCGGAGCAGGUCAGGAAGAAUCGGAUUCAGCGGGGAACAGGGUCGCCUGCCAAAGCACAGCGAUGGUGCACGCUCCACACAGAGUUCUUGUGGUACGACAGCGCCUUGCCUCCAGUCCCACCUGCAGAUUAUGGGUCACCGAAAUUACAUUACUUCGAAGAUUGGGGGGUCGUGACCUACGGAGGUGCUUUACCAGCAGGACUUAAUCGGCCCUUCCUGUCCUUCAAGUCCGGCAAACUGGGAGGCCAUGCGAUUUACGACAUUGUUCACGAAAAGAAGUACUCGCAGUGGAUUCGCGGAUGGACGAAUUUCAACGCCGGGCAUGAACAUCCCGAUCAGAACUCUUUCACGUUCGUGCCUAAUGGCGUGCCUUUUAUCACAGAGGCCUUAUACGGCCCAAAGUACACCUUCCUCAACAACGUUGUGAUGUUCUCUCCAACCACGUCGGACACUUGUUUCAAGCAUUGGGAGGGGCAGGUGACAGAGGCAUGCAACUCAAAGUGGUUGAAGUACAAAAGUGGCAUCUCUGCGGAUUGCCAGGGCCAGGUCAUCGCGGCUCUGGAGCAGAAUGGUGUGGUCUUUAUCCGAGGAGAGGCAGUGGGCGCUUACAGCCCUAGCCUGAAGCUGAAAAGUUCUCAGAGGAACCUUCUCCUCCUAGAACCACAGCUGUUACUGUUAGUGGAUCAAAUCCACUUGGAAGAAGGUAGCUCGCUUGAGAAAAUGAGCGCUUUUUUCCACAACACAGACGUGGCCUUCGAGGAAAUCUCAAGAGAUGGAGUAAACGGGGCAUUUGUUCAGCAAAGGGAUGGCCCGUAUAGAAUGUUCUGGAUGGAUGAUAAAGGCAGAAGUGAAAAGGCCACACUGGCAUUCAAGUCCUACCCUCGCGGGUACUCAUACAAUGGAACGCAUUACGUGAAUGUUACAACCACAUUGAGGUACCCAGUAACUAGGAUGGCCUAUAUCUUCUUUGGACCUUCAGUGGAGAUUCAGAGCUUUAGCAUUCGAGGGGAUUUGGAUCGAGUGGAUAUAUUUUUAGCAACAAAUGAGAAAACAUAUACAGUAUACCUCCUGACAGGGCAGACUGCCGUGAAACCACUUUUUGCUAUGGUAUUAGCCGAUCAUCAGAAAAUUGUUUUUGACAGGGCUUCUGCAAUCAGGGAUGUUUCAGUGCAGGAAGCGCAAGAUUACGCGAACGUCGUUGAGGGAAACCUUCAGCGCGCAAGGCCAGUUUUUCAGCAACUGGAGAAGCAGAUCUUGGCCCGAGUCUUGAACACCGAUAACUUCCGAAAGACCGCUGAGCGUCUUUUAAAACAAUCGGACAAAAGGAAGACGGAAGAAGCCAUUGAAAAGUUUUUCUCCGUCUCAUUUGAACAAAGCAAGACAAAAAAAAUUAAAAAGGGGAAAGGCAACGGAGUCAAACUUUCCAACGGCCUUCCAAAUAUAUUUGCACAGAUCGAAAUGACUGAGAAAAGAGAGCGACAGAAAUUAUUGCAGCAAAUGCGGGAAGAAACCUCUGAUGAGAGAAAUGACAAUAUGAGAGAGAUUUUUGAUUUUGUGGAUGAUAGUUAUGUAAAACAGGAACAAGGCACAAACAAAAAUAUAAGACAUGGUUAUGUCAAACCAGGAGCCACUGUUCGAAGUACUGCACAAUCCCUUUCAGCUUCCUACACAAGAGUGUUCUUAAUUUUAAAUAUAGCAACUUUCUUUUUCCUAUUAGCUUUACAGCUAAUUCGGUUCCAGAAAGCUCCAAGCUUGCACGCCCAAAGAUUUCUCUACGCCGUGCUUCUUUUGGAUAGCUUUGUGCUUCUCUGUUUGUAUUCCUCUUGUUCCCAAGCACAGUGCUAGACCGUGGAAGGCACCCUUUGAGAGACCAACUAGAUGCAGAAAUAUUAACUAAAUGAUGUACUUAUGCAAGUACAAGAUUUGCACAUGAAGAUUUUUGUUUAAAAAAUUGGUAUUUAACAGGGAAGCCAAAGAUUCAACAGAUCAGCGUUACGAAUGGAAACUUUGUUAUUCUACACUCUUGAAAAACUACCAGUAUUUCCCAGAAGGAAGAUUUGGAUGAAAUCAUCUCAUUGUGUGGCUAUUUUUCAAUCUGAGCUUUAUCUGUUUUCAUUUGGUGGAUUGAUUCACAAUGUUUCUUAAGUUCUUUUAACUCAUAUUUGUUUUCAUUGCCAUUUCCUCACACACUGAAGUGUAAGUUUAGAAUAUUGGGAAGGUUUGGUAACCUGCUUGCCUUAAUAAUCAACAGGAAGCUUCCUUCAUUUGAUUGUUUCAAGGCAUUCUAUCAGACUAAAAUGAACAGUGUGCUGAACAAGAUAUUGUUCUAUGGUUUUGAUUUUGACUUUUCUCGCUGUGUAUUUUUGAGAUACAUAUAUGUACUUGUGUGUGAAUAUCAUUCAGGUGGAACUGUAUCUUCUCUUUAACUUGAAGGGUUCUGUGUUCCUUCAUCAUGAUUCUGCUGGUUAUUGUUGAGAUCUUUGUGAAGAGAGUUUGCCUUUGUCUUCUGUUUCCUGCUGGGUCAAUCAGUUUGUCAUUUUUUCCAUGGUCAUUCAUUAAAGCACUAAUGCAAUUAAGUAUUUCUUAAACUUAAAAAAAAGUCAAGUUUGUUUUCAAUAAGCCAUUGGAGUGAUGGUUUAUUGUUUUUGUUCUGUUUUGUAGCUCCAAAACAUAAAAACUAAUUGAAAGGAUAACACAGUGAGUCGAUAAUGUGUGUCUAACUUUGUUUUUUACUUUAACGGAGGCGCACGCAUAUCAUGUGGUAGCAAUUCAUGUACUUUUACGUAUAACCCAUAAUGAAUUAUUUAAAUAACAAGGAAUGUUCAGUCAAACAACAUAUUUACAAACAAGAGAAAAUCUGCAGAUGCUGUAAGUCUCCAAUGGGAUCUCACCACCAAAUACAUUUUUCACUCCUCCCCCCACCUUCUGCUUUCUGCAGGGAUCAUUCCCUACACGACUUUCUCGUCCAUUCGUCCCUCCCCACUGAUCUCCCUCCUGGCACUUAUCCUUGCAAACGGAACGAGUGCUACACCUGCCUCUACACCUCCUCCCUCACUACCAUUCAGGGCCGCAAACAGUCCUUCCAGGUGAGGUGACACUUCACCUGCGAGUCUGUUAGGGUCAUAUACUGUGUCUGGUGCUCCUGUUGUGGCCUCCUGUAUAUCGAUGAGACCCGACGUAUAUUGGGAGACCAUUUUGCCGAGCACCUAUGCUCCAUCUGCCAGAGAAAGCAGGAUCUCUCAGUGGCCACUCAUUUUAAUUCCACUUCCCAUUCCCAUUCUGAUAUGUCAAUCCAUGGCCUCCUCUACUGUCACGAUGAGGCCACACAUGGGUUGGAGGAACAACACCUUAAAUUCCAUCUGGGUAGCCUUCAAACUGAUGGCAUGAACAUUGAUUUCUCGAACUUCUGGUAAUGUCCCCUGCCCUCUCCUUCACCAUUCCCCAUCUCCUCUUCCCUCUGUCACCUUAUCUCCUUGCCUGUCCAUCGCCUCCCUUUGGUGCUCCUCCCCCCUUCUCUUUCUUCCAUGGUUUCUGUUCUCUCCUGUUGGACUCCCCCUCUCCAGCCCUGUAUCUGUUUCAUGAAUCAACUUCCCAGCUCGUUACUUCACCCCUCCCCCUCCCGGUUUCACUUUUCACCUCGUGUUUCUCCCUCCCCCCCCCCCACCUUUUCAAUCUACUCCUCAUCUUUUUACUCCAGUCCUGCCGAAGGAUCUCGGCCUGAAACGUUGACUGUUCUUUUUUUUCCAUAGAUGCUGCCUGGCCUGCUGAGUUCCUCCAGCGUUUUGUGUAUACUGCUUGAAUAUACUUACAAUAUUGCUCAAGUAUUACUGAAAUAUUAAAUAUGGGUGUGUUGAGUCAUUUUCCAAUCUUGGCAAUCUAUUGCAAAUGCUUCAUUCCCAUAUGAGGAGACAAGUAAAUUGCCAAGCUCAGAGAACAACAAAACCUAAUCAUCAACCAGCCAAGCUACACAUUUUCCAACUAAAUUCUGAAAUAUUAAAUGCACAAUACUCCUCAUUGUUUAGCGAUAAACUCCAACUCAAUAUAGAAUGCAUCUCAAUUUGUAUCCAGUACAGUAUAAAGGUCUUUGGCUCAUGUAUAUAGCUAGGGUGCCUAAGACUUUUGCAAUGUACUGUACUUGUCAACAUGGUGCGGAGAGCGAGUUUGUAGUUCUGGCAGGAGCAAAGGAUUUUAGGAAUGGUGAGUGUAGAGCACUGUGGGAGGGCUGUGAGACAGGUGGCAGAGAAGGCGUGCCAGGGGCAAGGGGCUGGCACAGGUGCAGACUCACCUAGCCCUGAGACACAUAGAAACAUAGAAAACCUACAGCACAAUACAGGCCCUUCGGCCCACAAAGUUGUGUCGAACAUGUCCCUACCUUAGAAAUUACUAGCCUUACCUAUAGCCCUCUAUUUUUCUAAGCUCCAUGUACCUAUCCAAAAGUCUCUUAAAAGACCCUAUCGUAUCCGCCUCCACCACCAUUGCUGGCCACUCACCACUCUCUGAGUAAAAAACUUACCCCUGACAUCUCCUCUGUACCUCAGCACCUUAAACCUGUGUCCUCUUGUGGCAACCAUUUCAGCUCUGGGGAAAAGCCUCUGACUAUCCACAUGAUCAAUGCCUCUCAUCAUUUUAUACACCUCUAUCAGGUCACCUCUCAUCCUCCGUCGCUCCAAGGAGAAAAGGCCGAGUUCACUCAACCUAUUCUCCCCAAUCCAGGCAAGGUCAUUUGAUUCCAAACAAUUGGUUUAUUGACAAACAAGAGAAAAUCUGCAGAUGCUGGAAAUCCAAACUACGCACACAAAAUGCUGGAGGAACUCAGCAGGCCAGGCAGCAUCUAUGGAAAGAAAGUACAGUUGACGUUUUGGGCCGAAACCCUUCGGCAGGUUUAUUGAUCCUUUCAGAAUGUCUCACUGGUGCUUCCUGCUCCCCCCUUUUCCCUUCCCCUUUUCCCAACCAUGAUUCACCUCUUCCUGUCCCCUUCCCACUCCCAGUUCACAGUAGAGACCCAUAUCAGAAUCAGGUUUGUUAUCACUCACAUAUAUCAGGAUUUUUUUUUGCAACAGCAGUACAGUGCAAUACAUAAAAUUACUAUGGUAUUGCAAAAGUCUUCGGCACCCUAGCGUUCUAUCGUUCUCGUUCUCUCUCUCUCUCUCUCUAUAUAUAUAUAUAUAUAUAUAUAUAUAUAAAAUCUUAAAACACACAGGGCUAGUGAAGGCUCUUGUCCUGGAACAUUGGCUCUUUAUUCUCCAGCACCCCCUCACCGUAGAUGCCACUUGACAUGCACAGACUUGAUGGGCCAAAUGGGCCCUCCCCCUCCUAGUUUCACCUACCACUUUGUGCUUCUCCCUCCUCCCCCCCCACCUUUUAACUCUACUCCUCAUCUUUGUUUCCCCAGUCCUGCUGAAGAGUCUCGACCCAAACUGUCGACUGUACUUCCCCCUCUCCCCCCCCCAUAGGUGCUGCCUGGCCUGCUGAGUUCCUCCAGGAUUUUGUGUGUGUUGCUUAGUUUUCCAGCAUCUGCACACUUUCUCUUGUUUGCGAUUCUGCUCCAACAUCUUACAAUCUAUGGCCUUACAGUCUUAUACACUGCUCCAUGGUAUUUCACCACUUAUUGGCCUGAUUUUGUGUUGCAAACUUUGUUGUGAACUUUAAGUUAAUGACCAAAGGCAAGAAUAUGUUUUUAAGGCUGGCAAAGCAUGAGUAGUUAAUAGGGUUAAAGGUACUUUGGAAUGCUGGACAUUCCAAUUAUAGAGUUUAUGGGAAAUACUCACGGCCGAAGGUGAUCUAGAUUCAAAAUGGCACUGUCAAUUUCCUUCCACAGAUGCUGCCUGACUGGCUGCGUUCUUCCAGCGAUUUGUGUGUUGCUCCAGAUUCCAGCAUCUGCAGUCUCUUUGUCUUUGUAAUGAAAAUAUCAAAGUUCAUAUUUCAAAGUAAUUUUAUUAUCAAAGUACAUAUAUGUCACUAUAUUCUACCUUAAAAUUCAUUUUCUUGCAGACAUUUGCAAGAAAAUAAAGAAAUGCAAUAUAAUUUAUGAAAAGUUGUAAUAAACACAAAAAGAUUCUGCAGCUGCUAGAAAUCUGUUACAUAAAGAACGGCUGCCAAACACCCAAUAUGUAAAAGAGUUCAAUGUUCAAAGUAAAUUUAUUAUCAAAGUACGUACAGUAUAUGUCACCAUAUACAACCCUGAGGCUCACUUUCUCAGGGGCGUACUAAGUAAAUCCACGAACCAUAAUAGAAUCAAUGAAAGAUUGCACCCAACAGGUAGACAAAUAACCAAUGUGGAAAGACAGCAAAUUGUGCAAAGACAAAAGAAGAAAAAAAAUUAUGAUAAUAAUUAAACAAUAACUAUUGAGAACAUGAGAUUAAGUCCUUGAAAGUGAGUCCAUAGGAUGUGGGAAUGGUUCAGUGAUGGGCAGGUGAAGUUACCCCCUUUGGUUCAAAAGCCUGGUGGUUGAGGGGUAAUAACUGUUCCUGAACCUGGUGGUGUGAGUCCUGAGGCUCCCGUACCACCCUCCUGAUGGCAGCAGCGAGAAGAGAGCAUGGCCUGGGUGGUGGGGUCCCUGAUGAUGGAUGCUGGUUUCCUGUGACAGCGCUCUGACAGCGAAGCUAAAUCUUGAAAAUGCUAUAAAAUUAUUUUAUAGAGCUAUUUUAUAAAACUAUUUUAUAGUUUUAUGCUAUAAAAUAGUAAAUAAAACUCAGAACAUGAGUUGUAGAGACCUUGAAAAUGAUGAUCUGGGACAGAUGUCUACAUUUAACAAGUGGGGCAAAUAAGCAAGGGUGCAGGUGGGGAAUGGAUUACAGUAUAAGGGAGUUUUGAAGAAUGUACAAGUGAGUGGCCAGACUGCAUGAAGGGGAUAUUAUGAUAUAGUGUAAAGAUAGAUACAGAAUAAACUGGGGGGUGGGGCAUGAAAAGGAGAGCAUAUUUAGCUAAGUUUGACAAAUGGAAUAUUUACACUCACAAAGUACAAUUGGUUAACAAGAUUGGAGAGGGUAGAUCCAAGCUUGUUAAUUGGGGCAAUGGGAAUUUUGUGGCAAAUGAAUUUAACUUCUGACUUAAAACCAGUGGAUUCAUUGUUACUCAUUUCAUUAAAAUUAAACAUAAUAAU